Molecule: messenger RNA, 705 nt
Organism: Closterium sp. Naga37s-1
Lineage: Eukaryota; Viridiplantae; Streptophyta; Zygnematophyceae; Desmidiales; Closteriaceae
Source: the annotation of a GenBank genome assembly
AUGGUGCUGGCAUGUGGCCAUCCUCAUAUAGUCACACUCCAUGACACGAUUGAAGACAGAAAGGCUGUUCACCUUGUCAUGGAGCUGUGCAGAGGGGGAGACCUCUUCGAUAGGAUCACAAAGUUCGGGCCGUAUUCCGAGGCAUCGGGAGCCAAGCUCUGCCAAGCUCUCACACACGCCGUGCUACACUGCCACUUGAACGGAAUUGUACAUCGGGACAUAAAACCUGAAAACAUCCUCCUUAUGGACGCUUCAGACGACACAAAUAUAAAGCUCGCGGACUUCGGAGCAGCGGCUUUUUUGACUGAAGGGGAGAUGAUUACAGAUGUGGUGGGGACACCCGAGUACAUGGCACCUGAAAUGUGGGGAGCAGUUUUUGACGAUUCCAAUAAGCUGGUAUCUACACCACGGGAAAAUGAAGUGAAAUAUGGUUCGGCAGUGGAUGUGUGGAGCAUGGGUGUGGUUAUGUACGCGGCAAUGAGCGGUGUACCGCCUUUCUGGGCAACAGCAGAGCGCACUGUAGCUGAAGCGGUGCUUACACGGCCGGUGGUUUUUCGUCCCGCCAAGUGGGGAGGGGUGUCGGAAGAAUGCAAGGAGCUUAUAGCGAGGAUGCUGGAGAAGGAUUGGCGGAAGCGCAUCACUCCUGUCGAAAUCCUUGGUAUGCCUCCCCCCCCCCCCCCGUCUUUCACAGAGUACCUUGGCUAG